GGAGACGUCCAGCGCGUCCGUGAGGAAAGGAUGGAGACAUGGCAAGCGCAGUUCUCCAUAUCUUGACGCUUACCAGCUAAAACACUUAUGUUUCAUUUUACAAGAGCUCCAAAGACAGCAGGAUCCUUUCUUUGAGAGACGCGUGCUCUUCUGUAGCUGAAGAAAAUGGAUCCGUCUCCCACAAGGCAGCAGUACGGCUCCAAAAAGAGGGUUAAAAUCCACCCCAACACCGUCACGGUGAAAUACGCCACACAUUUCCCCCAGCCGGGCGACGAGGGAUACGAUGACGCUCCGUCCUUUGAGGACUUCAGCUCCUUCAUGGACAACAACCCCAGCAAGAGACUGGUGUCGGAGAGUGGUGGCAGGACUUUAUUCGGCACUAUGGAUUCCCGUCCCAAAGCUGAUCAGAAAGAUAAAGGAGUGGGCAGCCAAUUGGCCAGCUUCGGCGAAGCCAAUGUGCUAGCUUCACGGGUCACCUGGGGUGCACUUUUUGGGGCGGCCAUUGCUCAUGGAUGCGUAGCGCUCAUCACACGCCUAGCAGCCGACCGCUCUAAAGUGCCCUCAUUAGAGCUCAUCUUCAUCCGCUCCGUCAUACAGGUGUUGUCAGUAUUGGUGGUCCUCUACUAUAAAGAGGCUCCCUUUGGGCCCAAGGGCUACCGACUGCGCUUGUUCUUCUACGGGGUUUGCAAUGUCAUCUCCAUCACUUGUGCUUACACGUCCUUCGCGAUUGUUCCACCCAGUAACGGCACCAUCAUGUGGCGGGCGACCACCACUGUCUUUAGCGCAGUUCUGGCCUUUUUGCUUCUCGACGAACGCCUUGGUUAUACUGAUGUAGUGACUGUCGUCGGCAGCCUUUUCGGACUUUGUCUUGUAAUGAUCCCGAACAUCGCCGAUGAGGAGAAAUCUGCUUUGGGAUUCUGGAAGGAAGCCUUUGGGUACACUAUGACUGUAAUGGCAGGUCUAACCGCCGCGCUGUCUAUGAUCGUGUACCGUGCCAUUAAAGAGCGCGUCAGCAUGUGGACGGCGCUCUUCACUUUCGGGUGGACCGGGACCGUUUGGGGAGCCUCCACCAUGUUCAUCAUGCAAGAACCCAUCAUUCCUUUGGAUGGCGAAACGUGGGGUUACCUAACAGGAAUCUGCAUAUGCUCCACCGUUGCGUUUCUUGGCGUCUACUACGCCCUCAACAAGUUCCACCCGGCCUUGGUCAGCACCGUACAGCAUCUGGAGAUCGUGGUGGCCAUGUUUCUUCAGCUUAUCGUGCUGCGAAUGAUCCCGUCGGUGUAUGACGUCUUUGGGGCGCUGGUUAUCAUGGUCAGCGUGUUCGUCCUGACGGGUCUCAAGCUUUACAGGGUGAGCCGAGCCAUAAGACAAGACUACCAGGAGAUUCUGGACUCGCCCAUUAAAUGAACGCCGCAGAUGUGUGUGGUUUUUUUGAGCGCAUGAGGGGGCAUGUAUAUGUGUGUCUGUAUGUGUGUGUGUGUGUGUGUGUGUGUGUAUGUGUGCAGUGUUUCCCAGCCCCUCUUCUCUUACUAAUGUGUGCAAUCACUGAAUGUCUGGAUCUUCGGCAUUUGUUUCCAAUCGUGUCGUUGGAAGAGUGCCAAUCGGUGUAAUGUCUUUGCUAACUGUUGAUGUGUGAAAAUAAAAACGGUGAUCCAUAGA
Messenger RNA from Danio rerio (zebrafish), 1659 nucleotides. RefSeq names its product solute carrier family 35 member G2b (gene slc35g2b). The record is from RefSeq and is marked provisional. Gene Ontology annotation, cellular component: membrane. NCBI's taxonomy places the organism in Eukaryota, Metazoa, Chordata, Actinopteri, Cypriniformes, Danionidae.